Molecule: messenger RNA, 4941 nt
Organism: Sitophilus oryzae (rice weevil)
Lineage: Eukaryota; Metazoa; Arthropoda; Insecta; Coleoptera; Curculionidae
Product: nucleolar protein dao-5-like
Exons: 12
Coding region: 173-2233 (686 amino acids)
Source: RefSeq, a predicted model, not a curated record
GAAAAAGAGAGAGGCUAUGUGAUGAAUGGCGACAAGCCGAAUCAACAUUCCCUAUUUGUUGGUGGCAAUUUGAGGUCCCCUCGGACGCCAUAAGUGGAAUUUUGUGAGUUUUCUUUUGAUCUGGUGUGGAAUAUUAUUGCUUAGGAUGUUAAUUGAUUAUUAAGGAGUUACUAUGAGCUCAUUAGCAAAACCCCUAGCAGCAACGUCUCAGAGUCCUCCUGCUGGCAAUCAAGUAAAUAAAACAAUGCAUCCCCAAGGAACAACUGCUUCCUAUAAUCAACCGAGUCAUGUUCCACAAAGUUUAGGCAACAUUCAUGCCAACCCCACUGCGGCUCAUAACCACCAAAAUCAGCCGCACCAUUACUCUUUAAAUGUUCCCAAUACUUACAGUCAGAGUAUGGGACAAAUUCCAGCUAGCAAUCAUCCGAUUGCCAAUCCCAGUGCUACUGCUGCUGGCCAGGGCUACAGUCUACAAAAAACUGUAAGCAGUUUUACAGCUAAUUAUCAGACAAACAUCUCCCAUCAGCAGCAAAAUAUGUUUGCUUCCAUAAACCAGUCUGUAACAACCACACAGCAGCAUGUAUCAGUUCCACCCCAAAAUGCUUUACCUGGAGCAGAAAAAUCACAAUCCAAUGGCACAUCUGAAGCUAAAUCCCCAACAAAAACAGAGACCCAAGAUAAUUUUCCUACUAAAGAAAAAGUUGUUCAACCACCAGUACUAUCACAGAACACACAAAGCAGCCCAGAAAAGGCGUCUUUGCCCAAACCGGCAGAAGUACCAGCGGAAGCAAAACCGGCGGCAGUAGCCCCAUCUAGUCCCAAACCGUCACCAGUAUCUCAGACAAGCCAAUCUUCAGUCACUGUAAAUGUUACGCCUACACCAGACGCUGAUAAAGAGAAGGCCCAAGAGCUGGAACAGGCCACAAAGAUAUCUGACAAUGGAACAGAUGAGAGUGACGACAAGGAAGCUAUUGAGUCUGAGCCUGAAGAUUCCAAAAAGAGUGAAGAGAGUGUUAAAGAACCAAGCGAAGAAUCAAAAUCUGUCGAGAGAAGUCCUUCAGAGAGUAAAACUAAAUCAGAACAGAGUCCUCAAAAGGAAUCGAUUCAGACGAAACAAUCGACUCCUGCUUCAAGUAGCUCGACCACAACAGCCCUGAAAGCUGUAAGAAAUGCCAAAGCGCAGGCCAAGCAGGAGGACGCUGCCAAAGCGGCCAAAGAACCGAAAACUCCGGUCCAAAAGUCGCCGGGCAUCAGCAAGGCUAAAAGACAGAGGAUCAGGACGCAGCACUACCAGAGCCCAUUGCCUGAGGUGGAGCUGGUCUCGAAAAUCAGCGCUUCCACGCCCAAGAGUAACGACGAACGACUCAUCGUAUUUUAUAGAAAUGAGUUUUUGGCAGUAAGAAACUCGGAAGGGAGUUUUUAUUUGUGCCAGGCUAUACAAAAUAUUUACAAGAGCUCCACGAAAAUUAAGAUUCGUUGGUUGAACUUGGAGAAAACCGAGAAAGGCGGUGAAAUAUACACUCCUGAUUUUUACGACCUAACUGAUUUUGACUGUAUACUGACUAACCUGAGCCUGAGUAAAGUGGACAAAGGCAGAUUCAAGUUGCCCACAUCGGAAAAGGAGAGGACGCAAAGCAUUCUCAAUAGAUCGCUGGCAGUGGAAAAAGGCGAAGUAACUUCGCCAUCUUUGACAGAAGAGCAUCCUGAUGGCUUGGAUUUGUCCCUAUACCGAGACGAAGAUCAACUAAAGAAACGCAAGGCCAGAAAGAGGAAAGCCAGCCAAAAACCGGCGAAAUCACCCGGUAGAAAGCCUAUCCCGACAAAGAAGAGCCCGGAAAAUGCGAAAGCCAAGAAAGUGGUCGAAAAGACGGAAAAACCGCCGAAAAAGGCGGCCGUCGUGAAGAAAGCGGUGUCGGCUCCAGCGAAAAAAGCGGCCGCUCAGCCGGAACCUAAGAAACCAGUACCUUCCAGCAGCAGGUCGACGACUAGGAGUAAACCGAAAAGCAACGCUAAAACCACUUCUGUGGUCGAUCAGAAAAAAGCGAAAGUAUUAGCGAAAAUCGGCAAGAAGGCCGCCGUAGCCAAACCGGCUCAGAGCGACAACAAAAAUGCAAAGUCGGGAGCCGCCAAGGCGAGCGGCACCGCUCCCCGCAAAACCUCCUCCGUAAAAGCCGCCGCCCCCCAAAAGGCGGCGCAACCCCUCCGUACCCCCAAAAGGUCCUCACGAAAAUAAUACGGCUCGCUAGCUAGCGCGCGUCACUAAACUUACGUUGUUUGUUAGGCUAAGUUAUAUAGCAUAUUAUUUCACCCUGUAUAUUUUUUUAAUUAUCGUAAUAAAAUUAGUCGGUAAGGAUGUUAACCAUACACGGGGCGAGACACUGUACGAUUUGGAAAGCUCCAUUUUUUCUUUCCAUAUAUUAUGUCACCCUGUAUAUAGGUAACGUCGAUAUUAAUAAUUCUUCAGUCGGGCUACGUUGCACGCUUUUAUGAUCUACCUAAAAUAUAGAAAUUAUUUUUUAUUGUUUAAAAAUUAAUCAGUAUUUCUUAUUGUUUAGUACAUUUCACAAAAAAAAUAUAUUUUCAGCGAUCCUCACAACGUUACGUCAUUAUUAUUUAUCAAAUAUGCGUUUUAGGGCGUGUCUUCGAUAAGUUCAUAGUACCACAGAUUAGGUAUCCUAUAAGUAUACAGAUAAAAAUCUUGUCCCUAAUUCGUGGUACGAAAAUUGUUUUUUAUGGCGAUGAGCAAACGAGUAAAUUUUCUUGUGCGCAAAAAUAAACUCCCGUUUAAACAGCGUAAUAAUUGGGCCGGUCAGGCGAUGUGCAUAAUUUUAAAAACCAUAAGUGGGCGUGCUUGUGCGCAAACUAGUAACCUAACUAGUGCGCGACUCCGAAAAUUGGAACCACGGACAACAAUGCUUUUAACGAUAAGUUUAUAAUCUGUUUAAUCUGUGAUAGUACUUGUACUGUAACUUUAAGUACGUUCGGAAAUUAUUAAUUGAGUGUGUUCCGUUUUUAUUCAAUUCAUGUAGGUAUGUCAGACAUUCAUUUGGAUUUUCUUUCAAUUUAUCUAAAUCGUACCUAUUUUAGAAAUAAACUUAUUCAGAGUAAAAUACACCUAACUUUGAUACUCUAGAGGUUGAAGAUGUCUGAUAUAAUUAAAUUUGCUCGUGCUUAAAAAUGCCUAUUUUCAAAGUCUCAGGAACACGCCGUAUUAUUAUUUAAAAAGGCAGUUAAUUUGUGUUUGCAUAAGACUACACACGUUUUCAUUGUACUUACUUCAUAUACGGCAUCCACGGCCAAAAGUAUUUUACCAAUGGGCACGUUCAGAGAACACAGCCGCUAACUUCUGACAUCUCGCGUGUUAAAUAUUAUUUAAAAAAAUAUUACAAUGGCUGAUUAUGUUUUUAAUGAAAAAUGAUAAAUUAUUCUACAUACAGUUGACUGCCACGCUAAUGGAUUUAAAUAAUUAAUCCCUAAAAUGGAUUUAAAGACCGCUGACUGAAGCUUAGAUAUUUACCGCUGAAAAUUUUGUUCGUUGGCAUUUAUAAUAUGAAUUUCAAAUUAAAAAUCGUUUGACAGCCCAAUUAAAUUUUAAUUUUGACAUUGAUCGAUGUCCGUCAAUAAAAUUAUAGACUCAAAUUAAAUGACGACAAAUGCCGUAAUUACGUCACGAAUCUCUUUCAUCUGGUUGUCAAGCGAAGGAGAGAGUUCGACUAUAUAUGACGUAACGUUGAAAGAUCGCUGAACAAACAAUACGUAUACUAUUACUAUUUUAUAGACUGUUUUAUCCUCUCUGGUAGUGUUCGAUAUUAGAUAUUUGUUAUAACACUUAAAAGCGUGCAAAAUAGGUGUCCAUUAACAGAUGCAAUGUUUAUAGCUUACAUAUUAAGUGUAUAUCAUGAUAAUAUUGGUUCUAAUUUAUUAAGUGUUUAAAAGAAGAGGAAAGAAAAAAUGCAAAUAUUAUCUACUCAUUAUCAACAUGACGUUUAAAAAAAAACCUGUUAAACUAAAGCUCAACUAACUGCUGUUAAGAGGCACAUAAUUUAUUUUGGCCAAUAAAAAACUAAGGGGUGGAAAAAAGAUUAAAUUUAAACAAAUAGUUUAAGGGGUUUCCCACUAAAGUAUUUAUUAAAUUGCUAUGUAUUACUUGUAGUUUGAAGUUUUGUAUUUUUUAUGUAUGUAAUAUAUAUUAAGUCUAACUUUGAUGCUUUUAUUAUACUAGUGGAAAUGUAUUCGUCAUAAAAUGGUGUUUAUUUGAUAUUUUAUGUUUAUUAAAUCUGCACAUUUUUCGUCUUUUUUAUCUAUAUGAAUGUUACGUGCAAUUAGAUAUAUUUUUUUUAGUUUUUAAAUUGUAAUUAUAAUUAAUUAUCAAAUGAAGUAAAAUUCAGAUAUUUUCUUGACAAAAUAUCAGGCAUUGAUGUAUUAGGCCUAAAGGAAGUUUGUAGAUUAUAGUUUUUGUGCGUUUCUCACAAUUUUGGACUAGUUUUUCAUGUGGGAAAAUAAUUAAAACCAAUUGUCAUGAAUAUGUUUGUACAGUAUAGCCCUAUUUUAAGAGAAUACAUAUAAGAAAAUCUAAAUAAAUAAGUGUAUCCCCAAAAAUCAGAAAAUAUAUAAAAUGCUGAAUUUCCUAAAUCACCGUCUGAUAAAUAAGAUUUGUUGUUUCUUUAGAGAGAAGAAUAAAUAAAAGCGACCAAAUCGAUAAAGGAAAAUUAUUGUACAAGCACACGUUUUUUCUUUGUAACCCUUUAUUGUCUGUAGGUCCUAGAUGUCUGUUUUGUGUUUAAAUUUAUAAGAUUUAAAAAAAAUGAACUUAGUAAUUAAGGAUUAAUUCCAGAAUGUGAGUGUAGUCUUGUGGAUUUUUUGUUUUGCGAUCUGAGAAGUUCAAACUCAAAUAUAUAAUUUAUAACGUACAUAGUUUUUUGAAUAAAAUAAUUAAGAGUA